Molecule: messenger RNA, 4065 nt
Organism: Bactrocera latifrons
Lineage: Eukaryota; Metazoa; Arthropoda; Insecta; Diptera; Tephritidae
Gene: sp3
Product: phosphatidylinositide phosphatase SAC2
Exons: 15
Coding region: 157-3657 (1166 amino acids)
Biological process (GO): phosphatidylinositol dephosphorylation; regulation of endocytic recycling
Cellular component (GO): clathrin-coated endocytic vesicle; early endosome
Molecular function (GO): phosphatidylinositol-4-phosphate phosphatase activity
Source: RefSeq, a predicted model, not a curated record
UCUUCGAGUUCUUCUUGGAAGCCAUACGCUAGGUUAAAUUAUCAUUUUGGUUGGUCUGCUAAUAAAAACUGCAAAUUGAUGAAGCUGGUGUAUAAAAAUAAAAGUUACUAGAAAGUUUGCUAAAUAUAGAGUGGUGUAAUUUUGUGACCCGUGAAAAUGGAAGUUUUUCAAACUGAUAAUUAUUACAUUUUCGUGAAACGCGAAAAAAGUCUGUGGUGGCAUCGGAAAACCUCUGAGUUUACAAUUAAAGCAGGCUGGGACUUGUCCUCAGUGGAUGACAUCGAGUGUAUCGGCAUUACACAUGGCAUUGUUGGUGUCAUCAGCUUACCAAAUGUCUACGAAUCGCACUUGGUGAUUGUGAAGGAGGCCACGCCCGUCGGUGUACUUUAUGCUCCAAGUUUAGUGUAUAAAAUCAAAUCGAUUUGCAUUUUGAGCUCUGACGAACCGGACACAGUAUUAACUUCUUGCACAAGGCAUUCUAGAAGUGCAAAUAGCACGCCUACACACCGGCCAACAUCGAAUACUUCCACUAUAAGCAGCACCAACAAAACAUCCACUUCCACUACGAAAACGAAGCUGUUUGAAGGUGCACAGCUGAUGAACAAAACAUGGGGCGCUGUAAAGAAUGCGGGUAACACUAUUAAGAAUACCACCCAGCAAGCUGCGGCUUUGGCGUCUAAUCAGAUGAAGUCUUCUGUGGGUAUACGUGAUCCUUCGCGUAUUGAAAAGCGCAUCACCGAAGAGCUGCAUAAGAUAUUUGAUGAUACAGAUAGUUUCUACUUCAGUUUGGACAGCGACAUCACCAAUAAUUUGCAGCGACAAAGUGCUGGCGGUGAACAAAGGCAACAAAGUGAUGAACGUUUCUUUUGGAAUAUGCAUAUGAUUGCUGGGAUCUUGAAGUUCAAGGACAAUACAUGGAUAUUGCCAGUUAUACAAGGAUUCGUGCAGGUGGAACCUUGCGUGAUAGGUAAUGAAUGCUUUACAUUAGCGCUGGUAUCGCGCAGGUCACGAUAUCGCGCUGGCACUAGAUAUAAGCGACGUGGCGUCGACGAGGAGGGUAAUUGCGCCAAUUAUGUCGAAACGGAGCAAAUAUUAUCUUUUCGCCACCAUCAUUUGUCAUUCACACAGGUACGUGGUUCAGUGCCCAUCUUUUGGAGUCAGCCAGGUUACAAAUAUCGACCUCCGCCACGUUUGGACAGGGGUGAACAAGAAACGCAGGAGGCAUUCGAAUUGCAUUUCACAAAAGAAAUUUCAUUGUAUGAUGGUGUUUGCAUUGUCAAUUUGGUUGAGCAGAGCGGUAAGGAGAAAUUGAUUGGAGACACGUAUGCAAAGCAUGUCGUGUUAUACAAUAAUGAUCGUUUGACAUAUGUUACUUUUGAUUUCCACGAUUACUGCCGCGGCAUGCGUUUUGAAAAUGUUUCUGCGCUCGUGGAAGCACUUGCUCCCGAAGCAGGCGCAAUGGGUUUUCAUUGGCGUGAUCAGCGUGGUGUUAUUUGUAAUCAAAAAUCAGUAUUUCGGGUUAAUUGUAUGGAUUGUUUGGAUCGCACAAAUGUUGUAGAGACGGCAAUAGGCAAGGCUGUGCUGGAAUCUCAACUGGUUAAGUUGGGCUUAUCGCCACCAUAUACACCGAUACCGGAACAAUUAAAAUCACCAUUUAUGAUACUUUGGGCCAACAAUGGUGAUAUAAUAAGCCGACAAUAUGCGGGAACAAAUGCGCUAAAGGGCGAUUAUACGCGCACCGGCGAGCGUAAAAUAAGUGGCAUGAUGAAGGACGGGAUGAAUUCGGCAAAUCGUUUCUUCAUUCAAAAUUUCGCUGAUUCCUUCCGGCAAUGCAUAAUUGAUUUAAUGCAAGGCAAGCUGGUCGAAGCUGAUCAAUUGAAAGAGGAUGAAGUUAUGAAGACAAUAUUAUGUAUUCUCUGCUCGUCUGCCCCGGCGCCUACACACGGUUACUAUCACGCCGGUGUGCUUGGUCCGGAAUUGCAUUUUCUGGAAAAUAUCGUUAACGCAAGUUAUUAUCUCGCGCGUUUUAAAGAUUCCUAUCGUCAAGCCACCAUCGAUCUCAUGCUCGGAAAUCAAGUUUCCGCCGAGUCAUUGAAUGCGUUAGGCGGUCAGACUGUACCUGACGAAACCGACGCUUUAGAGGGUGCAGAGCAAGCAAAAUUGCUCGUAGAUGAUUGUCGUCGUUUGUUGCUUGGUUCCGCGCAAUAUCCUGUGGGGUCGUGGGGUCUCAUCGAUGCUGAUCCAACUACUGGUGACCUCAACGAAACCGAUGUGGAUACUGUGUUGUUGCUCACCGAUGAUUGCUACAUUGUAGCCGAGUAUGAUUCACACUUGGAUAAGAUUGUGCGUUUCGAAAAAGUGCAGUUACAGAAUAUCACGCUAAUAGAGUUGGGCAUGUAUCAGCAAACGAAAUUGUUUCAAGGCUCUGCGCCAGCUUUGCUCUGUUUAAGGCUCAACUAUACUGUCGACGGCGUGGACGGAUAUUUCCACAUGUUUCGUUCAGCGAAUAUACGAUUCUUUAAUAAUAUGGUUUAUGUGAUUAAAACGCAGGAAGAAGUUAUGGAAUCUCUUAUGUCCAUUGUUGACAUGUUCCGCAUUGCCAUUGACAAUAUAGGCAAGUCUGAUGUUCAAUACAUCACUGGGGGUGUUUUGCAGCGUCGAAAAAGUAGAAAUCCCAUGCUAGAAGCACCAAAGGGCAUGCCGCGCAAUCUCUCCGAAUCUCAACUCGUACAAAUCAGUUCGAAAGCAAUAUUUAAUGUUGCUGGUCAAUUUUCCAAAUUGGGACAGUCACUUAAUCCGAAUAAAAACAGAAAUCCCAAUACAAGCAGCAACAAUCAGAAACAGGCAAAUGAAAUAGCCAAAAUAAAUCCACAGGUCAUGCGUCAGUCACAAACUUCAAUAGAACAUGCCGUGGAAGCUGAGAAAGCUACGUUUUCUGUGGGUCGUACGGAGCGCAAUUCCCACAGUAGCACAGACAGCGAUGAGAACGACAGCAGUAUUUAUGAGCCCGAAGUUGAUUCGGAUGUAGACUUCGCACUCGCUGCAACUAAUAAGGCUGGUUCUGGAAAGUCGGGUUUUACUGAAAACGACUUUUUGCCCUCCGUUGGAAUUGUCAUGGGAAAUACACAAGAUGAACAGUCGCCUUCAUCGGGUGAGAAGUUGGAUCGGUUGGUGCAGAGGGAUAGCAUGGCCAAAAAUAGUGAAGAUGUCAACGCCAUUUCGAUAUCGUCGGUAACGGAUCACGUUACUAUGCCAACGGGAUUGUUGGAGAAUGCGCAACCGGUGCGUCCAAUAACGCCAAAUCCGCAAAUCUGUGUACAACCUGAAAUAGAGCAGUCAACAAUGCAACGUGCCAGUGGAGUAGCCAAAGACCUCAACCUACCGCUGAGUAGUACCCCGGCGGCCGAUUCUAGUAAACUAAUGCAAUUGGCAAGCCCGUUAUCGCGCACAAUAGUGGUUAGUCCUUUGUCCAAAUUGGCGAAAGGUAUGCAAAAUAUUGGCUUGAAUUUGGAUCCUCGAAAAAUUGCGUCAAAGACAGGUGUAUUGUCACCAACAUCAGCUGACUACACGCCGCCAUCGGAACGACAAAAUAGUCGCGYUCAAUUGCAGGAGCUAUGGGCGGAGCAUCAAUGCGCUACCAAGCUGAUUGCAUUGUAAAGGGAAAUAUUAAAUAAAAGGGAAUAUUUUAUAGUUCUUAAGUUAUGUAUAUAUAUAUAUAUAUAUAUACAUAUAGUACAAUAUAUAAACACAUUUUGAACUGGACAAAGUGCGUUAGGGCAACACAAUAAUGACUUUGAUGGGAGCAUACCUUAAAAAUUAACAAUUGAGGAAUUUUGCAGUAUUGACUCCGCAACGCACUUGUACAUUAUAUACAUACUUAUAUAAAUUUAUAUAUUUUUUUGUAAUGCAUUGUAACUUGUUUUGUGAUAACGCACUUUCGUCAGUUGCGUAAGUUUCAUACAGGAGUUUCAAGUUAUAUAAACGUAAUUAUUUAAUUUCAGUUUAUUAGUUUUAAUGCGUUUUUUAGUUAUUAUAAUUUUAGUGUAUACGUACAUAUAUAGGUAA